Lepisosteus oculatus (spotted gar) is the source of this 2677-nucleotide messenger RNA. RefSeq names its product guanylate-binding protein 1-like. Gene Ontology annotation, molecular function: GTPase activity; GTP binding. The record is from RefSeq and is a predicted model, not a curated record. NCBI's taxonomy places the organism in Eukaryota, Metazoa, Chordata, Actinopteri, Semionotiformes, Lepisosteidae.
AUUACUGAAAAUCACGAACUGUUCUUGAAGUUAGACGCUUCGGCACUUGUGAUCUUUAAGCAAUCACAGAGUGGCAAGUUCUGAGAGCUCCCUGCUGUCACAGACUCUCGCACUGAGGGCAUGAAAGAUGGACUCGACCUCGUGUCGGGAUGUCAUGCGUGAAAAGAAUGUUUCAGAUCAUUGUCUAGGGUGGGUGUCGUUCAGAAUUUAAGAGCCAUAGGCGCUAUGAGGGGACACUGAGUACAUACAGUACACCCUCAUGUACAGUACACCUGUUAUUUUAGGAUAAGCAGUAAGUUAUUUUAAAUACCCAAUUGCGUUGCUUUAAAUAUCCAGUUAUGCUUUUAAAAUACAGUAUGCUGGUAUGGGUUAAGUAUUGACACCUAAGCAUGCCUUGUAGUUUUACAUUGAGAACAUUGUCACGCCCUGGUGUGCUCGAUGUUUUUGCUUUCGGUUUGAAACCUCUACAGCUGUGAUAGAAGACUGCAGUUUCUUUUCUAACGAAGACGCGCUUGAAGAAAUACUUUUUAAGUUAUAAAGCAACUCAGAGAGUAUUCGCGAUCCUACUGACGGAAUCCCGGCAUCAUCCUUUGUAUCAGGAAAAGGCAGAUAUCUGUGUUUGGUUAUGGCCAGCAACAACAUCUCAAUGGCAGCCCCGAUAUGUUUGAUCGAGAAUGGAGAAGAUGGAAAACUCAGUGUCAACUCCCAGGCCCUGGAGAUCCUGGAACAGAUCCAGCAGUCAGUGGUUGUGGUGUCAAUAGUGGGAUUGUAUCGCACAGGGAAAUCAUAUUUCAUGAACAAGCUGGCAGGGAAGAGAAAGGGAUUCGCCCUGGGGUCCACCAUACAGUCCCACACCAAGGGCAUCUGGAUGUGGUGCAUCCCUCACCCCACUAAGCCUGACCACACACUGGUGCUGCUGGACACCGAGGGGUUGGGGGAUGUGGAGAAGGGAGAUCAAAAGAACGACUGCUGGAUCUUUGCCCUGGCUAUUCUUCUGAGCAGCACACUGAUUUACAACAGCCGCGGGACCAUCGACAACAACGCCCUGGAGAACCUGCAAUACGUGACAGAGUUGACUGACCUGAUCAAGGUGAAGGCCCCUGGCAAAUCCAGUCCAGGUACGAGUGAUGAUGACAUUGAUGAAGAAGACUCUCAGUUUGUGCGCUACUUCCCCAAUUUUGUGUGGGCUGUGCGCGACUUCACCUUGGAGCUGAAGAUCGAGGGGAGGCCGGUGACUGAGGACGAGUAUCUUGAACACGCUCUGACACUCAAGAAAGGAACCAACAGGAAAGUGUCCGACUACAACCUGCCCCGGCAGUGUAUCCGGAACUUCUUCCCCUUGCGCCGCUGCUUCGUCUUCGGCAGCCCCGCCGCCCCCGAUGCCAUGACCCGCCUCGAGACUCUGGACGAGAGGGACCUGAGCGCCUCCUUCCUGGAGGCCACCCAGCGCUUCUGCCAGCACGUCUUCAACCAGAGUCCCGUCAAAACCAUCAAGGGAGGACAUCCUGUCAGUGGCAGGAUGCUUGGUAUCUUGGCCAGUACCUACGUGGGCACCAUCUCGAGCGGUGAUGUGCCCUGCUUGGAGAACGCAGUGCUGACAAUGGCACAGAUUGAGAACCAGGCAGCUGUGCAGGAGGGGAUAAAGGUGUACAAGGAGGGGAUGGACAAGGCAGUGACCUUCCCAGCCAGCCUGGAGGGUUUAUCCCAGCAGCACAGGCACUGGGAAAAACUGGCUCUGGAGAGGUUCGCCAGCAAGUCUUUCAAAGAUGACAGUGGUCAGCACAUGAGCAACCUGGGAAGCAAGAUUGGACAACACUAUGCCAUUCUUCUGGAUCACAACGAACAAGUCUCUGAGCAAGCCUGCCAGGAGCUCCUGGCCCAGCUUUCCGCCCCCAUCGCCAAGAAGCUGGAGGAGGGCUUCUAUGCCAAGCCUGGUGGCUACGAGCUCUACUGUAAGGAUCGAGAUGCAUUGGUGGCACAGUUCCGUGCUGAACCCAACAAAGGGGUUAAGGCUGAAGAGAUUCUGGACCAGUUUCUGAAGAUGAAAGAAGUCGAAUCCAGAUCCAUCCUUCAGGCUGAUCAGAAGCUGGCUGAAAAUGAGAAACAAAUUGCCGCGGAAAAGCAGCGGGCCGCCCUCCUGGAGCAGCAGAGGAAGGCGGAGGAGGAGAAGUGCCUGGUGGCAGAGAGACUCCUGGAGGACGAGAGGGAGAGCCACAAGCAGAAGCUGAGGGUCGCAGAGGAGAAGGCGCAGCAGGAGCUGGACAGCAGCCGCCAGGAGGCCCAGAGAGCCCUUCAGAGCAAGCUGAAGGAGCACGAGGAGCUGCUGCAGAAGGGCUUCCAGGACAAGGCAGAUCUGAUGGAGAAGGAGAUCCAGAACCUCAAGGCGGAGUUAUCGAAGGGCAACGUCUGGACCGACUACAUCUUGCCUGUGGUGAAGGAGGGCCUAAAAGCUGCAUCUGCCUUCCUCAAGUACAAGUCCAUUAAGAAACUGCCGAAAUGAAGGUCCCCAGGAGAGAACAUGCUUAUGAGAGAGCGAGUUUUUAACCCUGUUUGCUUACCUAAUCCUAAUUGUCUUCUAUAGUAAUUGUAACUAUAUGCUGUACUGUCCUGCAUCAUGUCUUCUGUCCAUAUGUCUGAACACUUGAUCAGUAAAACAGAUUUGCUUUCUACUUCUAAA